CCGACUAUGCUAGAGAACCGGACAAAACCCGAUUGCUUUCAAACCGGUAGGGUUAACCCGAAACGCAUCCAACCGUUCAUUCCUUUUCUCAUCUUUCUCCAUCUUCAUCAAAUCCUUCAUCUCUUUAUUUCACCUAACCCCCAGACAAUUCCGGCCACCGGAGCUGAUUUCUCCCGGUUUUCCGACCGGUGACCCGUCGUUCAUUCAUCUUCUCUCCGGUUUCCGUUCCAUCUCUCAUCGAUUCCCUUUUUCUUGUGUUUCCGUGACGCCAUGACUAUUUCCGAAGACGAGGACGAAACCUUAGCUCACUUUCUCGAAUCGGAGGUUCUCUCCGAAACCUCUGACCAGGAGGAGGAGAAUCCGGAGGAGCCUGAACCAAAGAGAAAGAGGGUAGAGGAGGCUGAGAGUUCUAAGGAAGGUGCCAAACAAAGUUUAAGUUCAAAUUCAUUGUUGGAGUCGAAGAAUUACAGCGUGAAUAAUGUAGUGGUGCCGAAGAGGAUUGAGACCGGUUCUUUCAGCAAAGUCCCCCCUGAGCUCUUUCACCAUAUCCUUAAAUUCCUGUCCUCAGAGGACCUUAUUUCUUGUUCCUUGGUCUGUAGGUUUCUAAAUUAUGCAGCAUCCGAUGAAGCAUUGUGGCGUCGAUUGUACUGUAUGCGAUGGGGUCUUCUUCCCCCUACAAGAAAGUUAAGGGAAUGUCCAUGGAAAAAGUUAUAUAUUCAGCGUGAUGAAGAGGAUAUGGUUGAACUUGUCAGAAACUGCCAAAAUGAGUUUAAGGAGUAUUACAUUCAAAUGCAAGCAGCUAAGCGGAGUCAAGCCCCUCAUCCUUCGCAGGUGAAGGACGACAGAAUAAUCCUUGACAAAACAUUAGCUGAUCAAGUGUCAUCAUGGAAAAGCAGCAAGGGACUCAGCGAUGCAGUGGUAACUGAUCAUGCUUGUUCUGGGGAAACAUGCUCUUACUAUGAAAUCGGAGAUGUAUUUAUUUGUGAGAAGACCGGGCAAGUUCAUGUUUGUGAUGAGACUUGUAGAGAAGUAAUCAUGGAUCCCACCAAUGAGCUUUUGGUCUGUACAAUAUCAGGGCACUGUUUCGAUAGAUUUCUGUCACCGUCCGAGAUGGAGCCGGAUACUGAACAGCAGCAAGGUGGUGCAACUGAUGAGGCAGAACCAUUUAUGGGGUCGGGCCGUUUUGCAAGAGCUUAUACGCUGGGAUACAAUUGUGCUGAUGAGAAGGAGCUGGCAGCAACUUUAAGGUUUUGCUGAUUCCUCACUUUGUUCUCUUCUCGGUGGAUGCUCCAAUGUCACAUUUAGAUCCUAUUAAAAUAUUUCAGUGGUGUAGAUUAUAAAACCCAUUUUAAAUUUCGUGUAAUAGUCUUAUCA
This is a messenger RNA of Arachis ipaensis, 1374 nucleotides long. RefSeq names its product F-box family protein. The record is from RefSeq and is a predicted model, not a curated record. Gene Ontology annotation, molecular function: protein binding. NCBI's taxonomy places the organism in Eukaryota, Viridiplantae, Streptophyta, Magnoliopsida, Fabales, Fabaceae. Gene Ontology annotation, cellular component: cytoplasm.